Molecule: messenger RNA, 237 nt
Organism: Rhodotorula graminis WP1
Lineage: Eukaryota; Fungi; Basidiomycota; Microbotryomycetes; Sporidiobolales; Sporidiobolaceae
Exons: 5
Coding region: 1-237 (78 amino acids)
Source: RefSeq, a predicted model, not a curated record
AUGGCCAAGACGACCACCAAGAAGAAGUCCUCGCCCAAGGCGUCCGACUCGGGCAGCAAGAAGAAGAAGUCGGGCUCGGGCGGGCAGCCAAAGCGCGCGCUGAGCGACUAUCAGAAGUUCUACUCGGAGACGAUCGCCGAUCUCAAGGAGAACGAGCCCGACAUGGACGGCCAGCAGCGUCGCAAGGAGGCGUCGCGUCUCUGGGCUGAGCACAAGGAAAACCACAAGGAGAACUAG